This is a messenger RNA of Gasterosteus aculeatus aculeatus (three-spined stickleback), 5000 nucleotides long. NCBI's taxonomy places the organism in Eukaryota, Metazoa, Chordata, Actinopteri, Perciformes, Gasterosteidae. The record is from RefSeq and is a predicted model, not a curated record.
GAAUUAUCAAAGUGAGCCCAUACUGAGGGGCCAGCUGGGUUAAUUGAUCGGAGAGUAAACCAGCUAAAGGAAGGGAGAGCAGAGAGGAGUCAGUGCUGUCACUUUCUGCGCGCGCGCGUAUGUGCGCGCGCGUGUGUGUGUGUGCGGAGAGAGGGAUUACCAGUACGCGUGUUAUGCGGAGCGCAGUUUUGGUGAUGCGCUCGGUCAAGAGAAGUGCGGAAGGCAGCCGUGAGCGUCAAAUCGGACAUUAAGCGGCGUAUUCGGCGCAGCAGUCGGAGGAAAGGAUCCGGUAGGUUCGGCGGCACCGACUCUGCGCAUUACGGGAUUUCCACUCACUGUGUGUUUUAUUCAUUUUUGAUGAAUGCUCCUUUAUCGGUGCAGAAUGAAAGUCAGAGAUGCGCACCGCUGAACAAAGGAUUUAGGGUGGAAAACGACCCAAGAAUCCUUCCCGUGUAUUAAUCCUGACACGCCGGGGUGUUUUUUUUUUUGUUUGGUCCAAGCCCCAUUCUCCCUGUGAGGACAUCCGACACGGGCUGAUAAUCGGGUUCCUCUCGUUCCAAAGCUGGAGCAACGGGAAUCCUCUGGGUCUAUCGUGUGCGAGUCCAUGUGGAUGGAGAGAGAAUACGCAAACACAGCGAGAGGGGCUCAUUCCGAAAUGUGACAUUUUGACUUCCCCAGUCUCCCAUCGAACCUGACAACUGUGCAUCUGCCUUCGCGAUCGACCGGAUCGGUUUACGUCGAUUAAGAGAUGGCGCUCGUCCCGCUCUUGCUCCUGCUGCUGCUGACCGCCGCUCCCCGCGCCACCGGUCAAGACCCGGAGGACUCCGAGGCCCUCCCGAGGGGCUGCGGAUGGGGCCUCGUGCGUCCCUACACACUCCUCUGCGACCUGGACUCCAUAUGGGGCGUGGCUGUCGAAUCGGUUGCCGCCGGCGGGGUGUUGACCGCCCUCCUGCUCGCCCUAGUCCUGCUGUGCCGCUUACACCACAUCAGUGAGGCCGAGAAGCGCAGCGGCGUGGGACCCAUCCUCUUGCUGCUCCUCGGCGUCCUCGGCCUGUUCGGCCUGAGCUUCGCCUACCUGAUCGAGCAGGACGAGUUCUUGUGUUUGCUCCGCAGGGCCCUGUGGGGUCUCCUGUUCGCCGUCUGCUUCUCCUGCUUGCUGGUGCAGGGGGUCCGCCUGCGGAGGAUUGGCCGUGAGCGCCGGAGCCCUGGAGGCUGCGCCCUCACGGGCCUCGCGCUGGGCUUGAGUGCCGUGCAGGGCAUCAUCGCCGCCGAGUGGCUCCUUCUCACCGUGCUGAGGGAGGGACGAGCCGCCUGCCAGUACCUGCCACUGGACUUCUCACUGGCCUGCAGUUACGUGCUGGCCCUCCUGCUAGCCGCGCUGGCGGCCGCCUCCCUCGCCCUGUGUGGGAAGACGCAUCACUGGCGCUGCAACGCCGUCUGGCUGCUGGUCACCUGCCUGCUGUCGUUGCUGCUGUGGGUGGCCUGGGUGGGCUUCUAUCUGUACGGCAACGCCUGGCUGGGGAGGUCCCCGGAAUGGAACGACCCGGCACUGGCCAUUGCUUUAGUGGCUCAGGGUUGGCUGCUGCUGAUCUUUCACGCCAUUCCUGAAUCCCACCUAUGCCUGAGACCCCCUCCGCAGCCAACUGCCCCCGACUACUUUGACACCUCCCAAAACUCGACGCGGAUGAGGGAGACCAGCUUUGACGAAGACAUCCCUCUCUCUCACAGGCAGUUUGUGGAGAACCAGGGCUACGGAUACAGCGACGAGAACACUGCAGGCUUGAGGAGCGCUGCCGGCGCCGGGCAACACAACAGCAACACCGCCCCCAGGCCCAGCGCUCCUUUCCGCAGCAACGUCUACCAACCCACUGAGAUGACCAUGAUCCUGAACGGGGGAGCGGUGCCCUCCGCCCCUCCAACCUACACAGGGAGGCAGCUGUGGUGAGUGGGAGGAUUGAGAAGAAGAGGUGUGGUAGAAGAUGAAGAAGAGGAGGGUGGGUGGGGUAAGGGAGGGGUCCAGAACGAGGGCGCCGCCAGGUUGAAUGGGACUUAAAUCACGGAUGCCAACGGGGCUGCAUCCCUCUGUGUACAGACUCAAACAAUGACUGUGUGCCAAUCAACUAUUGUAUGAGUGUGUGUGUGAGUCUGUGGAGGACAGAGCUAAACGCCCUUCUAGCACACAAAUCUCUAUAGAAGGGUUCAAGAACUUGAAAUGUGACCAGCCAGUAGCAAAACAAAACACAUGAUGACUCAGAUCGGAAAACAUCAAAUCGCAGUAUACCUUUUCAUUUUGUUCCAUUUGCCCCCCUGAGACUAUACAGCACUGUAAGCAUCAUUGGAAAAACUGUGAAAUAUAUUGCCUUUUCCUGCUCGCUCUCUCUCUCUGUCCGUCAGUCGGGACGUCCUUUCUGCUGCUCUUCACAAUGCUGACUCAAGUGAAAACAUUUGGCUCUGUCCUCCAUCCACCCACAGUGUAGGUGAAGACGCAGCACAUGGGCAACUGUACAGCUCAAGCACCGCCCGUUUAAAAUAUUCAAGCCUCGGUGUAUGUAUAGAAUAUGAAAAAAAAGACGUGUUUCCUACAUCUCAUCUCCACCACUCCAACAAACCUUCCCCUGCAGACUGUUACCCCUCCUCGACCACUUCUUCUUCCUCCCAUCUUUCCGGUUUCACUGCACCGUCUGUGAAAAGCGUCACUCCUCCCCCAUCCUCACGCCUGCAUGGACACUUUGCAAAAUUGUGAAACAAUCUAAAUCCUGAACUGCGGGUCGGAGAAGAAGUUCCCAUCGGCUGCUCGCGGCCCGAAGCACCUGCGCAGAGGGAUCGAAGCUGCCGUCACGGUGGAGCGCAGCGGAUCCCGACUGGACGGGGAGGGCGUCAUUCAUCGGUGGGGAGGCGCCGCUUCGUGAAUCUGGGUCAACUGCUCUCCCACAUCUCCGGAGGCCGCUGGCGUUUUGAACCAGCCAGUAGAAACUGUCACUUUAUGUCAGCGGGGAAUCGGAGCGAAGGAAUCGACACGUUGUCCUGCGCUAAGCUCCUAUAUUUGUGUUCAUGCGUGUUGGUUUUAUGAGUGACGGGGGGGGAUUUACAAAAGUCAAGAUUGCUUUCUGGUGCUAAAUAACCCUCCACACAACUCGCAGAACUGCUGAUGCACAAAUCAAAGCUAUGAGUGACAGGCUAUAGGGUGAAAACUGUGGCUGGUGUGUGGAGAUAUAGAGCCUUAGGAAGACCUGGUCUACAGCGCACGCUAGAAAGAGGAGAGGAGGAAGACGGGAACGGAGGCGAGGAGGGAGGACGUAGCGAGUGACGGGCCGAGGGGAGUCUAUGCGACAGGGUGAGAUCUGUUGGAGAAACGUCCCCCCCGGUCUGUGUGCCUCCGUGUGUGAUCUACGUGGUUGUGUCCUUCAUCUGGUGAAGCGCCUCCCUCGCUCCUCUUCCUCCUCUUCCUCCCUGUGGCCGGGUACAGCGCACGUGUAGCCCUGUGCCACGAAGGACUCGUUUCACGCCCUUUUCCUUCAUCCCGACACCAGCUCUCUCUCUCUCUCUCUCUCUCUCUCUCUCUCUCUGAGACGCUGUGUACAUAGUAGUGCUGUAAAGCUUUGCUUGCUUGUUUACUUUUUUUAAUGGUAGCCAGUUUAGAAAGCAGUGAAAUGACCCACUGGAGAACUGACCACUGCCAACUAUUUUUAUCGGGGUUUUUUUAAUUUUUUUUUUAACUUGUUUGAUCUGUCACACAUUUGCUUAUUGUUACAUUUGCUUAUAAUACAUUUAUUUCUCUCUUGCUGGUGUCUUUUAGUUUUCAAACUAGCAUUUUUUUAAAUGUUUUGCCAACAAUAGACAUGCUUUCUUUGGGGGGGGGUUAAUGUUCAAAGAAAUAUUUGUCAUUCAUAGGGAUCUGCGCUGCUCUUCACUGUAACGGCUACAGGGAUACAAACCAAUUUAUUUUCCCCCAAAAUUAUACUGACUGUGAAUAAUUGUUGGUACUUAAUGCAGUAAACAAAUCAUCCUUCAAUACUAUUAUUCAAAGUUAGAGGAGGCAGGGUGGAAAAAAACUGCAAGGAGCCACCAACAGUCACCAGGAUGACGCCAACCCUCGACCAGGAAGAGCCGAAGGGUCGAUCCUUGACCGCCGCUGUACAUUCACCUGGCUGUUCUUAAACCGGACUGGUUUCAUCGGGGCACCUCGAUGCCCAAAGAGAGCGCACCCCACCAGAGAACAACGGUCCUCAGGGUUUUGGAUGGUCAGCAGUAACACUUUGAUCGGCGGAGGGAGGUUUCAGUUCUUGCGAUGUUUUCACUCAGUGUGACUCUGUAGAUCACUUGUCGACUACCUAUCUGUGCAUGUUUAUCACCAUUUCUACAUGUAAGACCUUUCUCAGACGUACUUUUGAAUACUAACUGUUUAUGUAAAGGUCAUGUGACAGCAAUCAUAAUUUCGAUGUAUAUCAGAUGACACACUUACUGUCUGUGCUUUCUUAAAACACAAAAAAAGAGAGCUGGCUCUUGAGAAGCAAAGAGAUUAAAGUCAGGGGAAAAUGGUCCAAAAUAGUAUGAUUCAACACGGCAUCAUCACUGGACCUAACAAGACUUCCUCUGUUAGUUUGAAGACUCGAGGGGGGAAAAAAAAAAGAGAAUCUUCGGACUGAUAUUGUCUCUGUGUUCAAAAUCAAAUAGACUGUGGUGAAAUUUGCACAAAACUUCUAUAUGUUCAAUUUGUCAUCCCUGGGCAGCCCACUGAACACCCAUCCUCGCUGGGUUUGACGUGUCCUUUCUGUCCUCUCCUGAUUUGUCUUGCCUUCAGACUGUUCCAGCGGGGCAGCUGAACAGGGUGGUGUUGGUUUUCACAGCUGUGACUGUGCAGUGACGCAGCAUGCCUAUGUAUAGAACUUGAUUGCCCUGAUUACAUGAAAAAACAAAACAAAAGAAUAAACGGUGAACUCAUGUUUCUGUAACUGAAUCAGGAAAAAAUAAGUACAAUAAAGUGUCAUGUUUGUAGUUAA